Molecule: messenger RNA, 582 nt
Organism: Verruconis gallopava
Lineage: Eukaryota; Fungi; Ascomycota; Dothideomycetes; Venturiales; Sympoventuriaceae
Exons: 3
Coding region: 1-582 (193 amino acids)
Source: RefSeq, a predicted model, not a curated record
AUGUCCACUGCCCCAACCACCACGUCAUCCAACAAUGACCGGCGCACCCGUCGUUCUGAUGUGGAUUUCACUAGGUUCUUUCAGAUCGUCGAGACGGAUGAAGCAGCACAGGAUGAGACACCUGUCAGGCAGCCAGCUCACUUAGCUCACUCUGCGCCAAACGGGCCAGCCGAACGCCAAGCUGCGCCCAACCCUACAUCAGCACGCUCCACUGCGUCUGGUCCAUCCGAGACGGUUGAUCUUACCGGGCCAGACAACGGCCAGGUCCCUGCCAGUGGUCAGACUCCGCCUAAUAAACGUCAACGUACUUCUGCCGUACAAUCCACUGCACGACCCACUACGUCCUGGCCAGGUGUAUGGGGGACGUUGAGCAGCAUAAAAGGCGACCUUUCCUCACUUGCUGAGAGCCGCGGUACAUACGCCAAACGGAUGGAGGCAUGUACAAAGGAGCUGGGCAAGUGCUCAAAGCUACUCAAUGAAGGCCUGAUACCAGCGCUGAGGCGCCUCGAGGCCGUGACCGCCAAACUGGAGGAAGAACAAAUGGCCGCCAAAGCUGCGCUGGCUGAUCAGAAGCGAGGCUAA